This is a messenger RNA of Nestor notabilis (Kea), 613 nucleotides long. Its product is annotated as interleukin-22 receptor subunit alpha-2-like. Gene Ontology annotation, molecular function: protein binding. NCBI's taxonomy places the organism in Eukaryota, Metazoa, Chordata, Aves, Psittaciformes, Psittacidae. The annotation marks the transcript as partial. The transcript is spliced from 5 exons. The record is from RefSeq and is a predicted model, not a curated record.
AUGAGCAGCUACGUGGCCCGAGGAGCGCUGUUGCCUCCGCGGGAUGUGAGACUGGAGGCGCAGAACUUCCAUGUGCGCCUGCGGUGGGAGCCGGACCCCGCAGCUGCAUUCCAGGCUGCGUUCCAGGUGGAGUGGAGGAGCAGAACAUCCCAAUGGACCAGUGCAGGUGCCUGCUGGGGGAACAGCACCGGCCCCUCCUGGGUGUGUGAGCUGUAUUUUGAUAAGAUCCAUGACAUAUACUGGGCACGGGUGAGAGCGGUGGCCGGACGCAAGCAUUCUGAGUGGGCCUAUUCCAGCGAGCUGCAGCUCUACAGAGACACCAUUGUGGGACCCCCCAGGUUGUCCUGGCUGCUCCAGGGUGACAUCCUCAGUGUAAAUAUCAUCAUGCCGCUCACUCCCUACCGAAGGAAAACCGGCUCCCACAAGCCAGUUGACCAAGUGCUGCUGAAGCUGUGGUACUGGCUGCACCUAUGGAGUGGGGAGGAAGCUCCAUGCACCUUCAGGGACCUGAAGCCCAGCACACAGUACUGCAUCCGGACAGCGGCUGCGGACAUGUCCCAGGAGCGGAGCCGUGAGGCUGAGCAGUGCGUGAUGACUGCUGCGGGCACCGCAG